GUGUUCUUUGAUGGGCAUGUAGCUAGGGCGCGAAAUUGAAUGUGGCCGUUGCGAUGAGAUUAUCUAUACUUCUCUCAUCCAGUUUUGUUAAACGCUGUGUCAGUUUUAGUCUUCCUUCUCGUACAUAUUCUUUAUGCAAACCAAGACGCUUAACCGGUCAAGAAGUCAGUUUCGACCUUAGGUUUUGUCCCCUAAGAAAAUUUCAUCUCCAUCCUUAUCUUUUCGCUGUACGUGUGGUUAACGUCCCUCCAUUCGCUGAAUCUGUUACAGAAGGAGAUAUUGUAUGGAAAAAGGCAGUUGGCGAUGCGGUCGAAGUAGACGAAGUUGUUGCAGAAAUCGAAACUGAUAAAACAAAUGUUUCAGUUCCAGCCCCUUGUGCAGGUGUAAUAACACAGCUGUUGGUUGAAGAUGGGGGAAAAGUUACUGUUGGUCAAGAAAUAUUUAAAAUGGAAGAAGGUGCUUCCCCCGCUUCAAAAUCGCCAGAAAAGAAACCUGUUCAAGAACCUGAGAAAAAACAAACUAAAGAUACACCUCCAUCUCCAAAGCCAACACCUGUUCCAGCUUCACCUGUGCUUAAAUCCGAAAGCGUACCUGCGGCGAAGGUUCCAGACACUGCUGUAUUAUCUUCGCAAACACCAACAUCUUCCGAAGGUGCACGCUCAGAACAACGUGUUAAGAUGAGCCGUAUGAGACUCCGAAUAGCUCAACGACUAAAAGAUGCGCAAAACACGUGUGCCAUGUUGAGUACUUUCAAUGAAAUUGAUAUGUCAAAUCUUUUUGAACUUAGACGUCAGUAUAAAGACACUUUUUUGAAAAGUCACGGUGUUAAACUGGGGAUGAUGUCUACGUUUGCUAAAGCUUCUGCUAUUGCUCUUAUGGACCAACCAGCUGUCAACGCUGUAAUUGAUGGUUCUGACAUAAUAUACAGAGACUAUGUAGAUAUAAGUAUCGCGGUAGCAACACCCAAAGGACUUGUUGUCCCCGUACUGCGUAAUGUUGAAAAAAUGAAUUAUGCUGAUAUUGAGCGUGGGAUUCACGAUAUGGGAGUGAAAGCUCGUGAUGGGAAGUUGGCAGUUGAAGAUAUGGAUGGAGGUACUUUUACAAUCAGUAAUGGUGGUGUCUUUGGUUCAUUGUUUGGAACGCCUAUAAUCAAUCCACCGCAAUCAGCAAUCUUAGGUUUAUAUGGUGUAUUUGAUCGUCCUGUUGCACGAAAUGGACAAGUUGUUAUUCGUCCAAUGAUGUAUGUCGCCUUAACGUACGAUCAUCGUUUGAUUGAUGGUCGUGAAGCAGUCACAUUUUUACGAAAAAUCAAGGAAUUUGUUGAAGAUCCACGAAUGUACUUCCUUCAGAUAUGAAUAUACUUAGUUUACUUUAAAGAACAUAUUUCAAAUGCUUUAAUGAAGAAAGUUGAAGAUAUUCUUUCGUCUACAGUUUUUAGGUAGUUUUUUUGCGCCACUUCCUAUACCUGUUUUUCUGUAACAUUAGUAACAGUUUCUACGUCGGUUAGUUUGUGUAUACUAUAUAUUUGCAAACACACUCAUACACUACUACUUUCACAACCUUAACUUUUCUUCAAUCAGAAUGUGCAUAAUUUAUUGUCAGUUUCAGAAUAACUUUUAUCAUUCUGGUAGAUUUAUUGACAGUAUAACUUGUACAUUUUGUUUAAGAUAAAUAUUUGUAACUCCAGUCUUCAGGUAUUCAACUUUAUAGUUUUUAAACCCCUCUCUCUCUCUCUCUAGUUGAGUUUUUGAAGUCUGUAUUAACAAUUGGUUUCUUAUUCAUAUAUGCAUUUGGCAGUUUUGUUUCAACUUAUAGCAAUAAAUAAGAAAUGAACCCGACUAAUAUGUGAUGGUUUCGUAAAUCCUUAUCAUUUGUUCCAUAUCUCUUCCUUCAGUAUUCACUUGUGUUAUAACGAUUAUGAAAGUCACUGAGUGAGUGAUUGUAGUGUUUUAUUGAUUCUUAGUUCGCUCAUAUAUUCAUCCUGCAUCACAGGUACUCUGGUGAAAUAGUUUCAUUUGGCGCAAUGAAUUCAUCAUAUAACUUCAAAAUAAAAUUACAUGUUUUUGUGUUAUAAGUGUAGAGGUUUCCACAGAGAU
This is a messenger RNA of Trichobilharzia szidati, 2096 nucleotides long. The record is from the annotation of a GenBank genome assembly. NCBI's taxonomy places the organism in Eukaryota, Metazoa, Platyhelminthes, Trematoda, Strigeidida, Schistosomatidae.